Molecule: messenger RNA, 1131 nt
Organism: Sinocyclocheilus grahami
Lineage: Eukaryota; Metazoa; Chordata; Actinopteri; Cypriniformes; Cyprinidae
Product: apoptosis regulator BAX-like
Exons: 6
Coding region: 152-751 (199 amino acids)
Biological process (GO): intrinsic apoptotic signaling pathway in response to DNA damage; extrinsic apoptotic signaling pathway in absence of ligand; regulation of apoptotic process
Cellular component (GO): mitochondrial outer membrane
Molecular function (GO): channel activity; BH domain binding
Source: RefSeq, a predicted model, not a curated record
AUGCGGAACUGACAAUUUUUUUAACAGUAUAGACAGUAAGCAGGACUUAAUAAACUAGAAGUUCAGGCGUCUCAUUGAUGUAAAAGCCUACACAUAGGCUACAGUUUCAUUGUGGUUUAAGUGGCAGUCAAAACCUGUCGUGGGACCAAGGAUGAAGACAGAAAAAAGCGAAGCGCUCAUGGCAUCAGAUUACGAGUUUUCAAAGAAUCUUGUACUUAGAUCAGUGAAGGACCAGAUACAGAGAGCGGGAACAUGUGCACCGUCUCUUCCAGAACCGCAGCUAAUGAGUGCUGAGCGGGAGCAGCUCCUGGACCAGGUGGCUAACUUCACUAGAGACAUCGGCGACAUUAUAGAUCGGGAUAUAAAGUUCAAUAACAUGGUUGAUGGGUUUGCACGUGUGGCGGAUACACAGAGUUUCCAGAGCCUUGUAGAAAAAGUGUUUGUUGAUUGCAUCACCUGGGGGAAAAUUAUUACUCUGAUCUGUGUUAUUGGGAAAACAGCUGCAAAGAUUCUUGCAAAUUCAGCCCCAGACAUUGUGUUUUGGACACUGGAUUACUUCAGGGAUUACCUACAGAACUGGAUCUGCAAUAGGGGAGGAUGGGUCAACAGUAUCUAUUCUUUGGCUCGUUCCUCUUUUGAGCUAGAUUUUAGUUCCUCAUCCAGCCCGAUCUCCCUUUCUUCUGGAGUCAUCUUCCUCGGUGGAGCACUGCUGGGUGGUCUCAUCGUCUGGAGACUAAAGAGAGGUGCCUGAGGAGGGUCAGUGGAGGACGGAUAAAGUGAGAAAAGGAGGAAUGCUGGGAUUUACACAUGCUACAGACCAAAACAAAGAUAGUUUGGUGACCAAAUAUAGGAGAAAAGUAGGCUGCUUGGGAAUAUUAUGCAAAGUGAGAAAGGGUGUGAAAUAUUGUGAUUUUUCUUUCACCUCUGAGUCCAUGUGACAAAGAUGAAGAAUGAGGGCACUUACAAUUCAUCACAUCCAGAAUGGGACGUACAGUAUAGCAAUAACCAGCAAGAUUUGAAAUAUCCUAGAUCUGUGCCAGGAGGACUGGUCACUGUCAUUUUAGUGACAUUGUUAUUACCCUCUACCUCAUUUUCACUUGUACCAUUGUUUUAACUCCAUGCAUUCUGUUG